Diatraea saccharalis (sugarcane borer) is the source of this 1033-nucleotide messenger RNA. The record is from the annotation of a GenBank genome assembly. NCBI's taxonomy places the organism in Eukaryota, Metazoa, Arthropoda, Insecta, Lepidoptera, Crambidae.
AUGCUAUUGAUAAUACAGCCGAAAGCGUACAUACCAUAUAAGCUUCUAAAACAAUUUGUGAAACAGAAACCUUCACUCCUGAAAGAAGACAUCACUCCCAAAAACAAGGCCUUCGCAUCAGGAAUGAAUUUGGACGGGGGAUCGACGACCGGGGCAUACUACGAAUCAAAGGCGGCACCGUCACAGACACCAAGAAUUACCCAAUCAUUAAUCAUUCUUUUCCUUAUACCUAGUGUUCUUCAUGUGUCCCCGAUGAAGACUCUCGGUCAGUUCGUGAAAGUCCGUGUUGGCAGUCGGCGUGCACAUGAGGGUGGUACCUUAAUGGAUGUGAUAGGGGCAGUAAGACAUCCCAAGUUUGAGGAGGAGCCUGUGCCGCAUGCUGACGUGGCACUACUCAAGCUAUCAGAAAACUUGGAGUUUAGUAAGUUCGUGAACCUGAUCAAGAUAUAUGAAGGUGUUAAAGAGCCAUACGCACAGAGUUUCGUCGUGGUCAGCGGGUGGGGUGCCACCAGGGGCUCAGAUACUGCCUUUCGUGACCAUACGCCUGAUCUGCUAACGUCAAGGCUGAAGGUCCGGUCACGUCACUAUUGCAUCGACGCAUACCAGCUCGUCAACGGGUUCCAGUUCACCGAGGAUUUCUUCUGUGCUUCUCUUAGGAACGGCACUAGAGAUGCGUGCUUAUUCGAUGCAGGUGCUCCAGCAGUGCAACAGAAUCGUCUGAUGGGCAUCAUGAGCUUCGGGCCAGAGCGAUGCGGCCAUGAAUUUCAACCCGCCGUCUUCGUCAAGGCAUUCUACUUCAGAGACUUCGUGAAACAAACGAUAUCAUCGUACAAGACAACAGAAGACUUAAUCGAAGCUAUGAAGGACGUAGAUCCGAUGAUAAUACCUUACAUGAAGCCGACCAAGGAAACGACAACGGUACUGCCAAUAGACUACAUCAACCGCGAGGACAUCACACUACCCGAUGAGAGGCACGAUUGAAUACACCGAUUAAAUCAAAUCAAUAGUUUUUUUAUUAAAUUUCCGUCUUUAC